Symbiodinium sp. CCMP2592 is the source of this 774-nucleotide messenger RNA. Lineage: Eukaryota; Dinophyceae; Suessiales; Symbiodiniaceae. The record is from the annotation of a GenBank genome assembly.
AUGUUGAGGCGGUUACCAUCCAAGUUGACGAUCGAGAGCUUGCUGGAGAUCUUAAACCAGUUCUGGCCAAGCCACUACAACUUCGUCUACGUACCCCAUGACAAGUCACGGGCACGGAAUGUGGCCUUAGCUUUCAUCAAUUUCACGGACGGCGAAACGGCGAGGAUGGCGUAUGACUACUUUCAGGGGCGCAGCAAUCCCAUGGACGUCCGGCUGGGGAGUCACAUUCGUGUUUCCCAGGCAGAUGUUCAGGGUCUCAGUCUCAAUCUGGCGUACUUCAUCGCUAGGAGUGGCUUUGCCGACAUGGAGAAUCCCCAUGCUCCUCGAGUCUUCGAGAAUGGUUGGCGGGUCAGCCUGGUGGAGACGGCGACGAGGCAUGUGACGAUGGAACUGAUGGCACAGGCAAGUCGGCACAUGAAAGCCGUCGAAGAUGCCCGGGCCAGACAAGCUCCAGCAGCCAGAGCGAGAAGGGAGCCUCCCAAGAGCUGUGGUCACCAGCACGACCAUGCGAUGCCCGAUGUUUCGCCACAUGUCUAUGUGCGAGAGGCUCCUGAGAUGCGGGGUUCGCAUAGAGCCGGAAGGGAUGACAGCGGAUCCUCGGGGCAACAAGGAGCUUCCGAAAGCGCUGGCACCGAUCCCGGCGCCGGCAGCCCUUCCGACAGUCUUUCGACGACGUUCCGGCAGGGAGCCUUCCGCUCGGAAGGUCUUGAGGAGCUCUUUGAGGCGGGCUUAGCAGAGCAGCAACCAGACGGGUCCGUCCACUUUUCUCUGUAG